Messenger RNA from Acromyrmex echinatior (Panamanian leafcutter ant), 1081 nucleotides. RefSeq lists its product as uncharacterized. The record is from RefSeq and is a predicted model, not a curated record. NCBI's taxonomy places the organism in Eukaryota, Metazoa, Arthropoda, Insecta, Hymenoptera, Formicidae.
UUGUUUUGUUUCCAUCAAAAGAAAACUGCUGCUGAUGCACACAGAAUUAUUUGUGAGAUAUAUGAUGAAAAUGUUAUAACCAUUAGAACGUGCACAAAUUGGUUUAUACGAUUUAAAAGCGAUGAUUUCAAUAUCAGCGAAAAACGCUCCGGAAAUCCUGUUGUGGAAAAAGAUGAAUUGCAAAAGAUGCUUAAUGAAGAUUCAGCCUAAUCGUGUGAGAUUGCAUUACAACUAAAAGUUGAUCAUUCAUCAAUUGUUCCCUAUUAUUUAAAUGCAAUGGGAAAAGUCCAGAAGUAUGGAAAGUGGCACAUAAAUUAUCCGAAUGCGCAAUUGGCAAUCGGCAAAAACAUCGGGUGGAGCCUGGCUAAUCAAUAUCAUCAAUGCCACUACGCAAUAUCCACGGUCGUAAGGUUCUGCUGUGUAUCUGGUGGGAUCAAGAAGAUGUACUCUUCUUUGAGUUGUUGCCGGAGUUGAUCGGAGCAAACUAUUACGGGACACUGCUACAGCAAGCAACUAAGGCAACUGUACAGAGAAUUAAUUAAAAAACGACCACAAAUAGUUAGCAACCGUCGCAAGAUCAUCCUGCUGCAUGACAGUGCCAGGCCACAUGUUGCUAAGGAGACCAAGGAAGCAUUGUUGAAGUUGGAAUGGGAAGUUCUUCCGCAUUCAGCUUACUUUUACUUCACCAGACAUUGCCUCUUCAAAUUAUAAUCUAUUCAGAUCAAUACAGCACGGCUUAUUUGCGCGGGAAGAGGGCCUCACCGAGCUCGCUGCCUUUCUCUUGUGUUUGUCAAGUAUUUCAGGAUGAAGUUUUCAAAGCAGUCAAGCCUAUCUACGAAGAAUUAAGUUCUGACGAUUUAUUAUCCCGCUGUCUUGGCGGGUAUAUUCAAAAUAACAACGAGAGCUUCAACUCUGUGCUGUGGUCUAUAGCGCCGAAAGGGGUCCACAGCAGCAAGGCGAUCGUUGAUAUUGCUGCAAAUUUUGCUGUUUGCAAUUUCAACGAUGGCCUAAAAAGUAUUGGAAAUUAUGCAAGUUUUUAACUUAACGAUCGGUACCACCUGCUACAACUUUUGCAUAAAAA